This is a messenger RNA of Quercus robur (English oak), 1517 nucleotides long. RefSeq lists its product as uncharacterized. The record is from RefSeq and is a predicted model, not a curated record. The coding region runs from base 478 to 1407 and encodes 309 amino acids. Lineage: Eukaryota; Viridiplantae; Streptophyta; Magnoliopsida; Fagales; Fagaceae. The transcript is spliced from 2 exons.
AGGUGAUCUUUGAGACCCCAGACUCAAAUAGAGACUGGAAGAGUCGGUACUUCUUCCUGGAGGGUGACAGAUGGAUGAACCAUCCAGGGGAGACGGAGUACAUGCCCGUCGACACAACUUGGGCAGUUAUAAAUCAGACACGUAUGCAUCCGUCUAAAUUUUGUACUGCUUUUCAUAUCCGUCCAGUUAUAUGUGUAUAUCUUGAUCAUUUUUUCUUUGCAGGUAGACGGCGCCCUCAAGUCAGCCUCGAGGAGUUUAGCUUCCUUGAAAAGGUUUGCAAGAAGACUACGCCGGAGGAAAGGACUUGGGCUAAGUUGGUGAACCCGAAGACCAUACAUUGGUACUGUGACGGUCCUGAGCCCACCCAAGAAGCAAUAAGAUACGACGAGCGAGUUCAUAGACGUAAGCCCGUCGACUUUACUUUGCCAUUUACCUGGCUUUAUUUUGUUUUAAUUUCAUCCGUCAUUAUUUGCAGAGAUGGAUGACGCAAAGAGGAGAGCUUUGAUCAAGUCCCAGGCCGUCAAGAAGAGGGAAUCCGGCGAGGAGGUUCCUAAGGUGUCAGCUUCAGUCCCUAAGAGGAAACUGACGACAAAAUCCGACCGUCCAUUUAAGCAACCAAAGGUCUCUCUUGAACCUGUGGUUGGCUUAAUGGCCGAGGGUAACAAGGCCGUCACCCCAGCAAAGCAGGGGAAGGGUAAGGGAUUGAUGACGGUCCCAGACGGUAAGCAAGAGAGACCUCCUUCCCUUCUCCGUGAUGACUCCCAGUAUGCAUUGGAGAAGCUGUCGUCCAUCAUCACGGCAGAAGACUAUGAAGACCUGGGAAACCAUUCGACGGAGGCCAUGGGGGAGACGGGCCUCUUCGCCGUCGCUCAGUCCUUGGUCAUGAUGAAGGGACUACUUGACCGGUGUCUCAACCGUGAGAGUACCUUGGACCGGGUGCGCGCGAAGGCGCAGCAGACGGAGGAAGAGCUCGGACAACUUCAUAAAUGGAGGUCCAAGAUGGAGAAGAAGCUGGAGCUUUCUGAGCAGGCGAGGAAGGAACUGGAGGAGAAGACGGCCACUUCGCUGACGGCCAUAGAGAAUAAAGAGGCUGAGAUCAAACAGCUCAAAGAAGAGCUCCGUCAGGCGAAAGUGGCAGCCGUCGAGGAGUAUCGAUGCUCGGAGUCCUGCUUGAGCGAGCUGUCGGACUCCUUCCUUCAAGGCUUCGAUGAUUCUCUCCGUCAAGUCAAGAAGGCUUAUCCAGAGCUGGAUUUGACAAUGGUCAAACUUGAGGACCAAGCCCAGACUUCUGCCCUCCCCGUCACCUCCGAAAAUACGGAGGACCUUUUUGGCGACGGUGCUGCUCAAGGAGACGGAGAGUCCGCCCCGUCGAAGGAUGUCCCAGUUGCUGACCCAAAGGAAGUUUAACGUCUAUGUAAUUCAUUUUUUUUUUUUUUUUUAUUCACAUUUUAAGACAAUCCGUCCUUUUUAAUUGUAUUAAACAUUUGCCUUUGGGGCUUUUGGCUUAAUGUUCAGAU